AUGACGUUUGGAACACAAACGGUCGGUUUUGUUCAACGGGUUAGAGUUCUCGAAAAAAUGGAGCAUUUAGCUGUUUUUUCCUUUUAUUUAUGACAUAACUAACCUUUUAUUUCACGCUUUAACGGUGGGAUUAGGUUACAAUGGUUGCUGCGGCUCGAAAGGAACGAGGUUUGGACUCCGAGAGAAGUCAUGUUAGCCUAAUUAGCAUUCAGACUCGCUUUUGUGAAAGUGCCCGGUAGCAUUUUUAGAAAAAUGAAGAGAAAAGUGUCAAAAUUAAGAUUGAGCCCCAACGAAGAGGCUCGUAUAAUCCGCGAGGAGCUUGACAGGCGGAGGAAACUACGGAUCCAGCAGGUGCGGGAGCAGCAGCGGCAGAUCGCGCUGCAGAUCCGGCGGGAGGUGGAACAGCGGCGGCAGCAGGAGCUGCGGCAGCUGGAGCAGCGGCUGAGGGAGGACUGGGAGAGGCGCCAGAGGGAGAAGCUGCACACGCUGCAGUGUCUGUAUCUGGAGAGCCUGCAGCUCGUCGGCCAGAGCCACAGGAGCGCCAAGGAAACCGAAGCUGACCUGGCAGCUGCAGCUCAGAGGGAGGAGGAGCAUCAUGCUAAAGCAGAGGAGCGUUACCGUGAAGCUCUGAAGGAACUCAAGAUCCAAAAGACUAAAGAGCAGGAGAGACAGAAACGAUCUAUCAAUGCGAGGAAGAAGGCGCUGCAGACGGAGAAGGAACGAUCAGCUAAAGUGGCCAGACUCCCGCCGCCUCCGCCUGAUCCCAUCCAGGACAUCGAUCCCAGGAAGUCCCACAUGGUGAAGAGGUCGGAUCGGAACGCCUUCGCUGCCACGCACUAUCACAUGCCAGAGAGCGCCGUGGAGAAGGAGCCGGAGGCGGCGCAGCCUGAUGCCAGACUGGAAGCUGACCUGGAGUCCAGGAGGCUGCAGGAGCUCCAGAGGGAGGAGGAGAGGAGGAGAGAGGAGCAGCUGGAGAAGGCCCGGGUCAGAGGGAGGCAGGCCCUGAGGAGGGAGCAGCUGGAGCAGGACCGGCAGCGCCUCCUGGUGGAGCUGCAGCACCUGCAGCAGACCGACCUGCUGCGGCGGAGGCAGCAGGUGUCCCAGAUGCCGCCUCAGAUCUUCCAGCCUCUCUACCAGAGGCAGGAGGCCAGAGAGGAGCUGCAGAGGGAGCUGGAGUUCGCCUUCGAGGACAUGUACACCGGAGAGAGACGGGUUAAAGGUGACCUGGUGGUCCAGCUGGUACCGGAGCCUCUCCCAGCCUCAUCCAGCACCGGCCAGGACCUGGACCUGGACCGGGACCUGGAUGUCACUGUGGAUGAAAACGCCGAACCCGAGGCAGAAAAUAUUCAGAAUGAAGUUGAAGGAGAGCAUGAAGCAGCAGAUGGCGCCACUCCUCCCAGACAGGCGCUCCGGAAACUCCUGGAUCGGAUCCGGAGCCAAAGGACCGAUUGGAUCAGCGGCAGCAGCCGGGUUCCUCCGUCCGUUGACUCAGAGCUGAUCCCAGAGCGAGACAUGAGCAUCGAAACCGGAUCUCUGACCCCCGAGGCGCUCGCUGUGGAACCAACAGAACCGCCACCCGCAGCAGAACCUUCACUUCCUGCUGAUUUUCUGAGCAGAAUCCAGGAAGCCGAAGAAGAACGGAAGAAGCGGGAAGCGGAGCUGGAGGUGGAGAAGCUGCAGCAGCUCGCUCUCCUCCAGGAACUGGAGGAGCAAAAAGCCGAGCUGGAGCUGAUGCUGCAGGAGGCUCAGAGGGAGAGGGAGCAGCUGAGGGCUGCCGCCCAGCAGGAGGCGCUGCUGCUCCAGCCACAGGUUCCUGUCCAGGACCGCACACUGACCAGCUUCACCUCUGAGGAAGAAGCGGCGGCUCCUGCAGAGGAAGACGUUUCCACCUGGAGGCUCAGACGGUACCAGCAGCGCCUGCUGGAGCAGAACAGGAUUCACCAGAGAUCCGUGGAAGUGGCCCGGCAGCGGCUGGAGGAAUACCAGCGAGCUCUCCGGAUCCGCCACAACCUGACCGCCGCCGCAACCACCGCCUUGCUGAGGCCUCCCGUUCACCCUGCGUUCCUCGCUCCCCCGUCUGACAGUCGCCCAGCGACACCCUCCGAGCCUUCAGACGUGUCACUUCCUGCUUUCAGCAGCAGCGCCGGCUCCAGCGUACCGUCGGAUCCGUCCGUUACGAACUGGUUCAGCUCACUGAGACCAGACGCUGCUCCGCUCGCCGACAGCCAGAGCACCCUGGAGCGAGUAGCGACGCGCCUGCCGGACAGAACCGGAGCUCCGCCGGUCGCUGCCCUCGGGUCAGCCGGCACCUCGGCCACCUUUGACCCGAUGACCUCCAGAGACCACAGGAGGCGGGAGCUGCAGGCGGCCCAGAGACGGGUGGCGGAGCAGAGGGCGGCGCUGGCGCUGCAGAAGGAGCAGCAAGAGGAGGAGCGGCGCAGAGCGGAGGAGGAGCUGCAACACAUGAGGAGGCAGAAGGAGGCGCUGCAGGCUCUGAUCGACGCCGAUAGACGAAGCGGUUCUGAUUCUCCCAGUGACGCUUCGGACCCACAGGAAGCCGAGCGGAAACGGCUGCAGCUGCUGGCGACUCUGCUGAGAGCCAUCGAAGAGUCGAACGGAGGAAGUCUGUCCCACCUGGAGGAGCCGGAGGAGGGAGACGACCUGAGAGCAGCAGCUCCUCUGGUUCCGGCCGUCGUUCCUCCAGAACCUUCUGGACUCCUCCAUCCUCCACGGGCCCAGAAGCCUCCAGUGACUCGGGUCAAACUGGGUUUCAAGUGGAUGAUUCCUCAACAACAUGAGCUCAGCGCCAUCCAAGAGGUGGAGACUCCGGUCAACAUGAGUCGGGUUGCAGGCUGUAGACCCGAUUCUGCUGAACGGCGGCUCGCCUUUUCAGGCCCAGAAGAAGACGAUCCUUCACACUCGGCAGACUUCAGCCUGCGGUGUCGCUCUGCCAAGAGACGGGUCGUCUUUUCAGACACUGAGGACGACGCGCGUUCCCGCUCAGCAGGCGGAAAUCUGCAGGAUGGUUCAGUACAUGACACCAGGCAGUCUGGGUCCGUCUCCAGCUGUAGAUCGGACUCGGCUGGGAGGCGGGUCGUCUCUUCAGGUCCAGAGGACAACGUUCCUUCACGGCCUGCAGACUUUAACCUGCAGGAUGAUUCUGUAUCUUUAUCCACGUCUGACAGGACUGCACAGUCUCUGUCUGUCUCCAGCCUCAGACCCAGUUCUGCUGGGAGACGGGUCGUCUCUUCAGGCCCAGAACACGACGUUCCUUCACGCCUAUCAGGCGUUAACCUGCAGGAUGGUUCUGUUGACAGCCGGGUCGGGUCGGAGACCUCCUGCCGUCUUCCCUGGAGGGAGCGACUCCUGUCUGGGGCAGCAACGACUCCAGAGUCGUCUGGUUCUGAUUCGGCCAUGAAAGCGACGUCAGCGCCUUGUUCUGAUUCUGGAAGAGGAGCCGACUCGCCCGGUCCUGCAGCUCUGAGCUCCAGAUCCCCCUCAGAGACAAACCUGAGUGAGUCUCCGGUUUUGUCUCAGGCUCUCUGCAGGCUCGCCGGCUCCGGCUGCCUCUCCUCCACCACCAUCUCCAGCGGCAGCUACGUCUCCACCGACCCGGAGCAGAAUGUCGCUUCCUGUUGGGUUUCAGCAGACGACCCUCGGCCCUUCAACCCGACUGGACCGGGUUCUGCCGGCGUUUCCUGUGCGGGUUUUCCGGACUCGUCCGGUCCGCCGGUGGACUCUGUGUUUAACGACAGCGUCAUCCAGCGCAUCAUUGAUAAAUACACCAGAGAGCUCGACGUCUCGCUCAGCGCCGCAGGAACGACGACAGACAGCGACGCUCUGGAGGAGUCCGGCUCUCAGCCGUCCAGGAUGGAGGAUGAGACGUCGGCUCGUCGUCGGCUCGUCCAGCGCCAGGACCCGAACCCGGAGCAGACGACACCGGGUCAUCCCGCCCUGGAGCGUUUCUGUCCCGUCGACCCGGAGCAGAACCCGUCCUGUGUGACUCCGGAGAGACUCUCGGUUCUGGAGCGGUUGGUCGGCCAGCCGUCGGCUCACUCCUCCAUGAUCGGUGCCAGGCCCGGUCCGUCGGGUCGGAGCGGCUGGGACUCCACUCUGAGCCGGAUGUUCGGCCGCCUGUCCCAACAGUCCGACAGUCCGGGUUUCUGGGCUGGUCAUGACACGUCGGAACCGUCCUGGUCGGAUGAGCUGCCGGAGGAGGUCCGGAUGAUGGUUCUGGUCGGGGAGCUGCAGGUCUCUGCCGAUCAGCUCAGUGAAAGCUCCGGUGAACAAAGUUCUGCAGCCGAGUCCAGAGAACCAUCAGGACUGCAGCGUCGCCUGGCUCAGAGUCCGCCCGCCUCGAACCCGGUGCUGCAGAACCAAGCCGGGCUGGAGGAACUGGACCUGCACGGCGCCGACGAUUCGUUCCACCCGCUGCAUCCAGAAAUCACCCACAACGAAACCGCUGACCCCCCUGUGACCUUUCACCUUCCUGACCUCAACACGUCAGACGAUCCGUCGCUGGAGCAGCUGAGAGCGGAGGAGCCGGACGGCCGCAGAGACGUUCAGGAGUCCUUCUCCCGGCUCGUCAUCUCCGAGUGCGUCCAGCAGGACGGAGUCCUGACGCCGCCCUGCGUGUCCCCCGCCCCGGGGACGCCGCCCUGCGUGUCCCCCGCCCCGGGGACGCCGCCCUGCGUGUCCCCCGCCCCGGGGACGCCACCCUGCGGGUUGGGGGAAGCGUCUGCUCUCGGCUCGUCGGAGGCAGAAUCCUCCAGAGUUUCCGUCCCAGUCGGUGAAGGUCAGGAUUUCUCCAGCUCAGAAAUCACAACGGAGUCGGACGGGGAGAGGGGCAUCCUGGAGCAGUCUCAGAUCACGUUGGUGAGUCUGACGGACACGACGCUCCAGGACGCGGUCGCCACGGACGACGAGGGACUGCAGGACGGUCCAGACAGCAUCACAGAUGGACAGGAAACCAUGGAAACGGAGCCGACAGAGGGGGCUGAAACCACGUUGGCUCAUCAGACGCCAUCAGCGUUCCUCCUGGAGUUCCUCUGGAGUCCCGGCAGGAACCUGCAGGACGUCUUCCAGCGGCGGCGCCGGGCUCUCAUGCAGCAGUCCGACCGCCGCGUUCAGGAGAUCAAAGCCAAGCGGGUCGCUGCCAGGAACGGACCCCCGAGUCGGGUUCUGGUCAAAGGACAGGACCCGGGUAGAGCCGCGGUCCAGACCGUCCCCAGGAAGGAGACGGCCGAGUCCCAGAGUAUGACGGAGGACAGGAAGAGAGCAGAGAGGAAGCUCCGCCCACUUCCACCAGGUUGCCGCUCCGGUCCUCAGAUCGGAGCCGACGUUCAGAUCAGCGAUCCGGAUCAGAGAAAGCGGAACCUGUCAGAGAUGCACCAGCGGACCCAGAGGCUGUACGAGCAGCUGGAGGAGGUGAAGCAGCAGCGAGCGGCCCGCAGCCGGCAGGAGGACUGGGCCAGGAACCGGCUCAGGGCCAAGGAGUUCCACAGGAAAACGCUGCAGAAGCUCCGAGCCAAGCAGACGCCAACGUUUUAAUUUAUCACCUUUAUUUAAUAAAAACUGUUUUAAAGAUU
Poecilia reticulata (guppy) is the source of this 5588-nucleotide messenger RNA. NCBI's taxonomy places the organism in Eukaryota, Metazoa, Chordata, Actinopteri, Cyprinodontiformes, Poeciliidae. The record is from RefSeq and is a predicted model, not a curated record.